AGUUGGUAUAGAUUUUUCGCUGGGAAUAGAUGUGUGUGGCGUAUCCGCACGGAAAUUUUGCCUUUUCUCCUUAUAGUGCUCUUUUGGCCCAAUUUUUGUCUUUGCAAUUUUUUUUUGAAGGUGUAAUCCUCUUUUUUCUCCGAAAAUACUAUUCUUCUAUUAGGCAAAAAUAUAAUUCGUCAUAGUCCCAAAGCAAAAUAUACAUAUAUUUUUGUACAAAAGUGGCCUAUUUCUAUGGAUAUAUAUCGUUUAGAGAAGGAAAAUGAAAUAAAUUGCCUGGUGUAUGUACAAUAGUACGAAAUAUGUGGGAGAAUAGCAAUGCCAUUCGUGGUUGUUUCUCGUAAUGGACAUUCGAGGCACUUCCAAAAUUGCUAUCGAGUGAAAUGGAUCCGGAGUGUGGAAGAGCAUUAUUUUGAGAAAUUCAUAAGUUGUGGUGAUGCAAUAAUCCAAAGAUGAAAUUCUCACUGAAAUUGUGUUAUUUAUUGUUCCUUCAUCUUCAACAAUUUACUUUAAAUGUGAAUGGGCUUUACGAUGGAGUUAAUAGUGCUAUUUUUGAACUACUCUCACCAAUUGAGGUGGUAGAAGAAUGGGGUUGUCAUGAUUCAGCAAUACGAUUAACUUGCAAUGAGCAUCAUUCGAAAAUUGCUAUUCUCGAAGCUACCUUUACACCCAAUUGCACAGAAAAUAGUAAAAGGAAUUGCCCAUUCUUUGACUCUAAAGGCCGUAUUGUGAGAGCAUUUUUGCAAUCAAGUCAUGACUAUCGCCUUGAGGAAACCGAAGCUGGAAGGCGAUUCUUGGAGGCAUUACGCAGAUCCAGCGAUAAUCAAGAGAACGCAAUGGAAAGUGAGAUGACUGUGGAUGACUAUGAAAGUGAAGAACCUAAUUUUAAGGUGGGCGCCAGUCGAGAUGAUACACUUCUACUCAAGGUUAACCUCGAGAAAAUGCUCGUUGAAUAUCUGAGGCGAUUGACGGGUGAAGAUUUCGAUGAUGGGGUGGAGAAUGAAAUCAACCAAGAUGAUAUGUCGCGGCAGCGGCGGUACCUUACAAACGGAAAUACCACAUCAGUGUCACAAAUAACUAUGGUGAUGGAUGAAAAUGUGAUUAGUGGCUUUUUGAAUUUCACAGACGAUGAACUAAUCGGUGGCGAGUUAGGGAGCAACAAUGAUUCAAAAGCGCAGAGAUUGCAAAUAGGUGCUAGAAAUAUAACAGUGAAUGAAAGUUUUGCAAAUACACAAUUACCAAAAAGGUGGAAACCACGAAAAUGGCACGGGGAGAGAGUUCAGUGUCGUGAGAGGAGACACCGAAUUUCCCAACUGGAUCGCAUUGAAUUGGAUAAAGCGGUACAGAAUGAGACAGAGCAUGAGUACAACAUUAGGAGAGUUCUCAACUACAGAUGUUCAGGAAAAAAUCACUGCAGCUUUGUAUUUGCUGCUGAUCAUCCAUAUAGAAUUAUUUGGGACAGUGGAAUUGUAAGGAUAAAGUAUGCUUGUAUGGAUGAUUUCCGUGUAACAAAAUUCUGCGGAGAACAUUUGGGAAUUGGCAAUGAAAUUCAUGUCAACAGUUCUGAAGAAAAUAACAUGAAGAAAGGUGAUCCAAUUGCAGAAGCAAGGAUAUCAAUUGAUCAACAAUUUCAUCAAUUUACCAAUUUAAAAAUACUCAAAGAAAUACCAGCCACUCUUUCACCCACCGAAACUAAGAAACACCACAUCUAUUCCCAGGAUUUUCGAAAAUUAAAAAUACUACCGAGAGACAUGGUUGAGUUUAACGACAUAGAAAAGAUAGGUGAUGAAUUUUACUUCCGCAAAGAUGACGAAAACGACGUAACAAUGCAACCACCGACAAUUGUGACCUCAGAAGAAAUUGACAGAGAUGCCGAAGAGAAGAUAUUUGGAGUGGAACAAGAAGAAUUGGAGGAAACCAAUCUAGUCGAGGAGACAAUGUCCAUUUAUAAUCAUACAAAUAGUACAAUUAGGGAUAGAUUAGGCAUUAGAAUAAAUAAUGAUCUUGAAUCCCACACGGAAAUUGAAGAUGCGGAACGUGGAGUAAAUGAUACAAAUCGACAACAACUGUGGAAUAUUCUUCGUGCCAAUACAACAUGGGAUAUUUGGUCAAGCCCUGAAGGUUCAACGCCAUUAACUAGUUAUACUAUUAAUGAAAUGCAACUAACCACGGCGUCGGAUAUUGAAGUGGAGAAUUUCACUGAGAUUAAUAAGGAAGAAAAAUCUGUGAUAAUUAAUAAUUACAAGACAAAAACAGAUAAUGAUGGUAGUGAAGAGGAUGAUGAUUACUACUUUGAAGAUUACAACUACCUUACAGACUACAGAAAUAGUGGAAGGCGAAAAUACAAAAGUGUCCAGAGAACAGCUUUGAGAAAUACACUACUUCAAGGAUUUGCUAUGACGCCGGGUUAUCCUAAAUAUUAUGUCGGAGAGUGUGAUUGCAAAUGGACUAUAACAGCUCCGAAAGGACAGAAAAUUCGACUAACAAUCUUGGAUAUUUCCUUAAGAUAUGAUAAUCCAUGUCGUGAUUAUCUUGUGGUGACCGAUUCAAGCCUAAAUCGGGUACUUUUUAGCAGCUGCACAGAGCUUCUUCGUCCAAAACUUGUGAUAAGUCAUUCUAAUCAAAUUCAGAUUAAUGUAAUAUCAUCAAGUAAACUUGCUUACCCCAAGAGAGGUGUCUUGAUUCACUACACCGCUGUUGGUUGUCUCACACCAGACAUCCCACCAAAUGUUCAUCUUGUCGAGAGAAACGAAGAGGUCGCAACAUUUUUCUGUGAUCCCCCUCUAGUGUUUCCCGAUACAGCUGUUCACAAUCGCGUUUUGAGGUGUACGCAACGUCACACGUGGAACGAUUCUCUUCCAAACUGCAUUGAUAAAGCAGAAACUAUAGGAAGUGGACUAGUGUUGCCAUACAACGUACGAAGGGAAGCUCCCAGAAUCAUGGAAGACACUGGUGCUGAUAUGGUUUAUGAUGUUCUUAUUCCAUCAUUCAUCAUUGCUGGUCUCUUUAUUAUCAACGCCAUCGUCUUUCUUGUUAUAAUGCGCUAUCGGAGCAAGAGAAGGAACCGAUAUGCAGAUGAUUCAAAGGAAAUGGUUGAUUUAUAAGAUCACAAAGAGAACAAAUGAAUCUUACACAAACAAUCUUUCGUAGUUUCUUCGUAUCCCAAAACCAAAUUAUGAAUAAAAUUGAAGAAAAAAAAAGCCAAAGAUUCUUACAGAACACUCCUUUCAAUAUGGGUAAAUGUUUUUAUUUUUAAUUUACAAAAAAAUAAAUUUUACUGCGCCUCUGGCAAUGUAAUGUGUUUCCCUUGCAAAGAAAAUUGCUAAAGAAAUAUGAAACAGUUUUCCAUAUCAUAGAAGAAAAAAAAUCUAAGAAAAUAUUUCAAAUUUUUAACUCCUACAUAAUCAAUAUACAAAGAGGCUCUUCAUAUUAAAGAAAAAAAAUAGUUAAAGUUUUGCAAAAAAAUAGAUUCUUCCAAGAAGCUUUAUACGCUAUAUAGAGAAAUAGUUAUAAUUUAAUAUAAACUUUUUUUUAUGUUGAAAAUGUAUAUUUUUACUGCAAAAAAAAUCAAAUGCUGAAAUGAAAGAGAUGCAAUUGGUGAAACAUAAUGGAUCAAAUCGUAUAUUUAUACAUGUUGACGGAACAGAAGAGUUAAAAGAAAUUGUAAAUUAAAAGAAAUUUAAAUAAAAUAAAAACAUUAAUGUGUAUAACUA
Messenger RNA from Lutzomyia longipalpis, 3713 nucleotides. RefSeq lists its product as uncharacterized. The transcript has 13 exons. The record is from RefSeq and is a predicted model, not a curated record. NCBI's taxonomy places the organism in Eukaryota, Metazoa, Arthropoda, Insecta, Diptera, Psychodidae. Gene Ontology annotation, biological process: negative regulation of inflammatory response. The coding region runs from base 453 to 3104 and encodes 883 amino acids.